Amoebophrya sp. A120 is the source of this 825-nucleotide messenger RNA. The record is from the annotation of a GenBank genome assembly. Lineage: Eukaryota; Dinophyceae; Syndiniales; Amoebophryaceae.
AUGAUAUACAUUUACAUCACCUCUUGCUUGCGGUACAAGUUGAAGUUGUUACAGAGAGCAACAAAUUCGACAAGAGAAAGCAAAGCUAGACUUUCCUCUUGCGUUCUCUGGCGAUUCCAUUUUGAUUUGCCGACAAUGUCAAUGUUGAACAGCUUUGCUUUAUUGUUUGGGUUGUGCAUCGCGGGAGUCGGCCCGGGGGGCCCUUCUGAUUGCCAUUUGGUUGAUUCGGCGGCCCGCUGUGUGGCUAUCUAUCCGCCACGAGCGCAGCGCGUAAGUCAUCUCAGUGUCAGAGUAGUCAGAGAGCUGCAGCUGCCUCAGAGCGGGGGCGGGCAGAUUUCUGUAGACGAUCAAGUAAGAGCAAAACGAAUAAAGGAUGCUCACGCUACCGCACUUCGAUUUUGAUGUUCGGCACUUGUUCAUCACCUGUUAUAGUAUAGUGCUUUUUAAGCUACCGCUAACCCUAUGCGCCAAAAAAUGAGUCCGCGUUCACAACUUUUCUCCCUCUUUGCGGCGAUUUCGAAUCGCAGUGGAUAGAAGAACAAGGCGAACGUGCUUCGUGUUCUUUGCCCUUCUCGUCUGCCCGUUCGCGGGCCGGGAGCACGAACAUGAUGCUGAUAAUUACUACAAACAUGAAGAACCCAUCAAACAAGAACGGCUCAACAUAUUAAGUCACUAUGCUUACUCCGAAAGCGGGGGUCGUAGGGUCCGGGUCGCCGGGCCCGUCCAGAACUUGCGCAGUACUUCGCUGCGGAUGUUUCGCCUCUGGAAUUUCAGAGCCUGUCAGGCACAAGAUGGAGUGGUCUUGCGAAGCUAACAAGUGCUCCC